Molecule: messenger RNA, 225 nt
Organism: Necator americanus (New World hookworm)
Lineage: Eukaryota; Metazoa; Nematoda; Chromadorea; Rhabditida; Ancylostomatidae
Exons: 3
Coding region: 1-225 (74 amino acids)
Source: RefSeq, a predicted model, not a curated record
AUGUCCUUCAACGGAAACUAUAACGGCGGUUAUCAGCCUUAUGGAAGCGCUCCACCUCAUGUGACUCCAGCUUACGUUCAUCAACCGCCAGUCCAUGCCCCACCGGUGGUUGUCGUAGAUCACCAUCACCACGGGCACCACCAUCAUCAUCAUCACAGCAUUCUCCACGAUCUUUUCCAUCAUCAUCACCAUCACCACGGACAUCAUCAUCAUCACCAUUGCUGA